AAUUUUUUUCGUUUUGCUGAACUAUUUCGUCAUAUAUAAUAAUAAUCGUCCAUCGUCAUUGCAUACGCAUCAAACGUUUCCUUUUAACAAGCUGCAGCCCUCGGAAAGAACACCUAUCUAGAGGACUUGAGGACAAGAAAAGGAUGGUGGUGACAGUGUCUCUCAAAACCUGGCUGAAAAGGGGAAAACUUGACGCCAAACUUGAAGUGCACGUGGGACAUCCAUCACUCACCAGAAUGUAAAACCUAGUAAGAGGCUAAGGUCAAAUUCAGUAUUCAUAUCUCAAAACAAAACAAUACUACUGAAGCAAGGAUUGCAAAUACCCAUUCCUCUUAGAGAAAGAAAAGAGAUAUAGGGAGAUGGAAGGAGAUAAAGGAACUGUCUGCGUCACAGGAGGAACCGGCUACGUAGGCUCGUGGCUGAUCAAAAUGCUUCUUGAACAAGGUUACUCUGUUCAUACUACUGUUAGAGCUGACCCAGGAAACAAGAGAGACCUUAGCUUCCUCACCAGCUUACCAGGUGCAGAUAAAAAGCUUAAAAUCUUCACGGCAGAUCUUAGUUGUCCUGAGAGUUUCGAUGCAGCCAUUGAGGGAUGCAAAGGAGUUUUCCACGUUGCCGCUCCCAUUGAUUUCCAAGUAGGCGAAACUGAGGCAGUAGUGACACAAAGGGCGAUCAAUGGAGCACUAGGCAUCCUGAAGUCAUGCUUAAGAUCAAAAACAGUGAAGAGAGUCGUCUUCACUUCUAGUAUUGCCGCAGUAUAUUUCAAUAACAAGAAUGUGGACAUGAUGGAUGAGAGUUAUUGGACUGAUGUGGAUUACCUCAGAGAACUUAACUUAAACGUAAGUUCCUAUGCGAUUUCCAAGACCUUGACAGAAAAAGCAGUUAUUGAAUUUGCAGCAGAACAUGGAUUGGAUCUGUUGACGGUCAUUCCUCCUAUGGUUGUCGGUCCCUUCAUUUGUCCAAAGAUGCAGAAUACAGUGCGCUUAGCACUGGCUCCGAUCCUAGGGGGUACGGAUGACGAUAGUCUUCUUCUCAAUGCGGCGAUGGUGCAUAUUGAUGAUUUGUCAAGGGCAUUUAUCUUCCUGCUAGAGCAUCCUGAUGCAAAAGGGAGAUAUAAUUGUUCCUCUGACACAGUAACUAUUGGAAAGAUAGUUGAACUCCUUUCAGCUAAUUAUCCAGAAUACCCUGUUAUACAUUCACUAGCAGAAUUUGAAGGUACUAGAAUGCCUGGUUUGUCAUCAAAGAAACUCCUGGAUUUGGGUUUCAAAUUUAACUGUGGGGUUAAGGAUAUGCAUGAUGGAGCUAUUAAGUGCUGCAAGGAAAAAGGGUUUCUCUGGUAAACAUAAUUAUCGCUCUCUAGCUUGGUUUGAGAUCAUGGAACGAAAUCUAUAAGAACAUAUUUUUCAAUUUGGUACAUUGCAGAGACCAAGGGCUUGAUGACUAUAUGUAUGAUUCAGUCAGCUGAGGUAUAUGAAGAUGCAGUGCUUCCUUUGAAGAUUUUAGGAUUCUAAAGAAGGCAGCAACUCAUUAUUUUUGGUCUAAUAACAGGAAUAUUAAUGUAUUUUCUGCUGGAUUUUCAUGUUUUGAUGCUUGUGUUUUGCUGAAGUAUAUAUGGACUUCAUUAUUGUAGUUUGGUUGAAGCCAAGUUUCUUUCUCAACGUUGAGCAAUAAAUAAUUAAGAAAAAUAAAUUCGACGUCCAAGCCAAUAUAUAACAUUGAUAAAAAAAAAAAGAAUGCAUACCUCCAAAGGUGAAGUUUAAACUA
Molecule: messenger RNA, 1764 nt
Organism: Durio zibethinus
Lineage: Eukaryota; Viridiplantae; Streptophyta; Magnoliopsida; Malvales; Malvaceae
Product: vestitone reductase-like
Molecular function (GO): oxidoreductase activity, acting on the CH-OH group of donors, NAD or NADP as acceptor
Source: RefSeq, a predicted model, not a curated record